Podospora anserina S mat+ is the source of this 1050-nucleotide messenger RNA. RefSeq lists its product as uncharacterized. The transcript has 4 exons. Lineage: Eukaryota; Fungi; Ascomycota; Sordariomycetes; Sordariales; Podosporaceae. Gene Ontology annotation, molecular function: metal ion transmembrane transporter activity. Bases 1 to 1050 code for a protein of 349 amino acids. The record is from RefSeq and is a predicted model, not a curated record. Gene Ontology annotation, cellular component: membrane. Gene Ontology annotation, biological process: transmembrane transport; metal ion transport.
AUGAAGCUCUCAGAACAGGGCUCGCGGCAAAAUACUAUCAUGGUGGUGUUCACCAUCGUCACAGUCAUCUUUCUGCCGUUGUCCUUCAUUGCAAGCUUUUUUACCAUAGGCAUUGUAGAGUUCCCCAAGAACGAGGAAACCGGCGAGGUUGACUGGCCGGUCAACGAAGUGUCAAAAUAUCUGUUUCCCAUCUCCGUUGGUGUGUCUGCUGUCAUUCUCCUCGGCAUCGGCAUCGUGUUCUACCGCAUGGCGAGCAAAGCCAAGAGGCGCAUGGACAGCGCGCAACGGCCACCACCAAGCAAAUGGCAAGCUCUAAAGCAAUCCCAAACCAGAAAGUACAGCCACAAGCACAAGCACAAGCACAAGCACAAGCAAGACGAUGACGACUCGUAUCUCUCGGACUGCACUUCGGACAUUUCCGACGGGUACAGCACUCGGCGGCGUCGCAACGACGACGAUUCGAGCGACGAGGAAUCAGACGACUUGAGCAUCGACGACGACAACGACUACGCCCCGAUCUUUCGCCGCUUUCGGUUCCAUACGCAUGUCCCUGGCUUGCGCAAGCUCUGGCUGUGGAAGUUGUAUCCUGUUUCGCAACCUCCGGCUCAUCAUCAUUUGAGCAAGGCUCAGGAGGACUUUGAGUGGGAUUAUCCUUUGAGGAGGUGGAGAGAUGUUACGAGGGAGAAGAUGGCGGUUUAUGUUGCGUCGUGGAAGGCUAAUCAGCUGCAAAGGAAGGGACAUGGAUCGAGGCAUAAUCACCCGGAUGAGGAUGAGUGCUUUUCGGAGGAUGAGAGGCAUAGGAGCCAGACGGAGGAGUUGGAACAUCGGGAGAGGGUUGAUGAGAGGAAGGAUUGGUUGAGGGGGUGGUUGGGACUGUCGUGGGGGAGGAGGAAGGGGAGGGAGAGUGGGGAUGAGCCUGAGGAUGAUGGUGAUGAGGGUGGUGCAGCGCACAGCAUGAGGAGUGAGAAGGGUUUGGGGAGGUUAUUUAGGAGGAGGGGUAAUCGGGAGGAGAGGUGGGAUGAGGAGAUGGGCACGGCGAGACCGGCGUGA